CUGAAACUAGCUGAAAUAGAGGUCCCUCGACGGUGCGAUUUGUUUGCGCGUUUGACAUUAUACUUCCAGAGGAAUCCCGAGGACGACAUCGAGAUGCUGUCGAGAGUAAUUAGUUUUGAUGAGGUUGUUAAAACAUCAAUCGAAACAUUCCGCAACACGUUCGGUGCCGAACCGGACCUCGCCGCCUGUGCCCCCGGUCGGGUCAACCUGAUCGGUGAGCAUGUCGACUACAACGAUGGUUUCGUCCUGCCGAUGGCCCUUCAGCUGGGAACGGUGAUCGUUGGCCGGCGGAAUGGUACCGACUCGACGUGCGACGUGGUCACCUGCUCCGAUGGCAUCCAGGACGGUUCGAAACGCGCCCAGUUCGACAGCAGCGCCAUCACGAAAGGAUCGCCCAAAUGGCUGAACUAUGUGAAGGGUGUGAUGUUUCACUUUCGCCAGCCGGUUCCGGGUUUCAAUGCGGUCAUCCACACGAACGUUCCCGUUGGCAGUGGUCUGUCCAGUUCGGCUGCUCUCGAAGUGGCAACGUUGACGUUUCUCGAGCAGCUUACUGGCAAAAAGGCUGAUAGCUUUGCUGAGGCGGCAAAGCUUUGCCAACGGGCCGAGCAUACGUUCGCGAACGUUCCGUGUGGCAUCAUGGACCAGCUGAUUGCCAUCGGUGGUAAGGCGGAUCACGCUAUGCUUAUUGAUUGUCGCAACCUCGCCACCGAACCGAUCCCAUUCGAGGCCCCCGACCUGGCGGUGUUGAUCUGCAACUCGAGCGUAAAGCAUGAGCUAUCAUCGAGCGAAUACCCGGUCCGGCGGAAGCAAUGCCAGCAAGCGCUCGAACUGAUGGGGCUCGCGAGCUAUCGUGACGCAACGUUAAACCAUCUGAAGGCGCUCGAGAACGCCGGUGAGGUCCUGAUACGCCGAGCCCGGCACGUUAUCACCGAGAUUCAGCGAACGGAGGCUGCGGCCGAGGCGCUCAAAGCGAAGGACUUUGUGAAGAUGGGCCAAUUGAUGACGGAAUCGCAUCGAUCGUUGAGUGAAGACUUCGACGUGUCCUGCCACGAGGUGGAUAUGCUGGUUGAGGGGACAUUGGGCGCCCGUGGAGUGCUAGGAUCGCGCAUGACCGGUGGCGGAUUCGGCGGAUGCACCGUGACUCUGGUGGAACGCGCGUUUCUGGCCGACGUUGUGAAGGAGAUGGACACGAUCUAUUCGCGCAAAACUGGUGGCAAGUACCGGGCACGGUUCUAUCUUGCACAGGCUGGCACCGGAGCUCGUACGCUCGAGCUGGCUGAGUACCUCCGGUAGGACCGUAAGACCGGAAAACCGGAAGUCUGCUGCAUGCUGCGUUCGUUCGUUUGUUCGUUUGUACAAUCGUUAGAGAAGUAGGUUGAAUAAAUCCAUAUGAGGCCGUAGAAAGGCCGUGAA
Molecule: messenger RNA, 1413 nt
Organism: Anopheles nili
Lineage: Eukaryota; Metazoa; Arthropoda; Insecta; Diptera; Culicidae
Product: galactokinase-like
Exons: 8
Coding region: 94-1293 (399 amino acids)
Biological process (GO): galactose metabolic process; carbohydrate phosphorylation
Cellular component (GO): cytoplasm; cytosol
Molecular function (GO): ATP binding; galactokinase activity
Source: RefSeq, a predicted model, not a curated record